ACCUUGGUUUCUUGGACCGUGGAGCUCUACGUGUACAUGGGGCCAAUGUGCCAGGCACUUCUCGGACGGUGGAGCUACGAAACUGUAGCACCUCCACGGAACAAGACAAGGAGUGGAUCUUCUCAUAUUUUCAGGAACAUCCAGGUUCCUGGGAAGAAGCUGAGAAGGUGGCAAGCCAUGUACAUACCACGUUCUUUCGAUGA
Messenger RNA from Cladocopium goreaui, 203 nucleotides. Lineage: Eukaryota; Dinophyceae; Suessiales; Symbiodiniaceae. The record is from the annotation of a GenBank genome assembly.